This is a messenger RNA of Salvia miltiorrhiza (redroot sage), 712 nucleotides long. Its product is annotated as probable carboxylesterase 7. The coding region runs from base 290 to 712 and encodes 140 amino acids. The transcript has 2 exons. Gene Ontology annotation, molecular function: hydrolase activity. The record is from RefSeq and is a predicted model, not a curated record. Lineage: Eukaryota; Viridiplantae; Streptophyta; Magnoliopsida; Lamiales; Lamiaceae.
ACCGCCUCCGUCUCAGAUCUGGAUAUCGACGCUAGAGUUUUGGGGAUCUAGAGUUUUGGGGAAAAAGGGAACUAACCACCUCAGACCACCGCCUCCGUCUCAGAUCUGGAUUGGGGAUCUAGGGGCGGAGACAUGGACGGUGGCUGUGUCGUCGCCGGAUUUCAGAGGGAGGCGAUGGCCUGAGGUGGUGCGCUAGAUAUGCUUUGCCAACAAGUUCACAUGAAUUAGUGUCAAGGAGAAAAAUAAAGCUGCUAAAUUUAUCCUUUCUGAGCUCCCUCAUCACUCAUCAAUGGCCAACGAGAUACUCCACGACUUCUUCCCUUUGCUUAGAGUCUACAAAAAUGGCCGAAUCGAGAGGCUAAUGGGCCAAGAAACCGUUCCCCCAUCUCUCGAUCCAGCCACGGGGGUUCAAUCCAAAGACGUCGACAUCGCGCCGGAGAUCAACCUCUCCGCCCGCAUUUACCUGCCGCCCAACGCCGACCGGAGCAAAAAGCUCCCCCUUCUCGUCUACUACCACGGCGGCGCCUUCAUCAUCGAAUCCGCUUUCUCUUCUCAGUAUCAAAAGCACCUCAACCACUUAGUCGCACAAGCCAACGACGCGGCGGGAGCCUUCGGCGAGUCUGGUCGAGAAAGAGGAGUCGGGGGGAGAGGGAUGGGCCAGAGAGAGAGAGAGGGUGAUCAUUUAGACAUGAACCCAUCAAUCAGACUAUAG